CCCCAGGGGUGAGCCAUGAUCCCACGUGCCCAAAAGUUCCACCCUCCAGGGCUGGGGCCCUGAUGUAGUUGUCCACCCCAGCCACUGGCCCUUCAGAUUCCAUGGCCAGAACCCGAGCCUCACCGGGCUCCCCGCGGCUCUGCUGCUGCCUAAUGCCCGACAUGGGUGACAGCUGGUCCCAGCUGCCGUGGCCGGGGCCACCGCACCCAGCAGUGUUGCUGGUCUCGCUCCUCCUGGCCGCAGGGGUGAUGCCCUCGGAGGCCGGCAGCAGCUGCCCGGUCCUCUGCACGUGCCAGAACCAGGUGGUGGACUGCAGCAGCCAACGGCUCUUCUCCGUGCCCCCCGACCUGCCGAGGGACACCCGCAACCUCAGCCUGGCCCACAACCGCAUCGCCGCCGUGCCACCCGGCUACCUGACGUGCUACAUGGAGCUCCGCGUGCUGGACCUGCGCAACAACUCCCUGGUGGCGCUGCCCCCGGGCCUCUUCCUCCACGCCCAGCGCUUGGCACACCUGGAUCUGAGCUACAACAACCUCAGCCACGUGCCCGCGGACAUGUUCCGAGAGGCGCACGGGUUGGUGCACAUCGACUUGAGUCACAACCCGUGGCUGCGUCGGGUGCACCCGCAGGCCUUCCAGGGCCUGCUGCAGCUCCGGGACCUGGACCUCAGCUACGGGGGACUGGCCUUCCUCAGCCUCGAGGCCCUCGAGGGCCUGCCCGGACUGGUGUCCCUGCAGAUUGGAGGCAACCCCUGGGUGUGUGGCUGCACCAUGGAGCCCCUACUCAAGUGGCUGCGGAACCGGAUCCAGCGCUGUCCCGCGGAUUCUCAGCUGGCUGAAUGCCGAGGCCCCCCUGAAGUUGAGGGAACCUCCCUUUUCUCCCUCACUGAGGAAAGUUUCAAGGCCUGCCACCUCACCCUGACCCUCGACGAUUAUCUUUUCAUCGCUUUUGUGGGCUUUGUGGUCUCCAUCGCAUCUGUAGCCACCAACUUCCUCCUGGGCAUCACAGCCAACUGCUGCCACCGCUGGAGCAAGGCUAGCGAGGAGGAGGAGAUCUAAGGGGCUUCCUGACGGUACUCUGUGCCACCAAGCCACCCCUACCCUUGACCACUGGAUCCCCUUCCUGGGUACCCAAUCUGGCUCUGGGGAGCUCUGUCCUCUCUGGCAGGGCUCAGGUGAGGUCAGGAAAUGAACUCUUGUGUGAUCCAGGCACUGUGCUAGGAACCGGGGGUGUUUGGUGAUCCCCACCUCAUCCCUGGCCUCCAGGAACUUCCUUCAAAGAGAGGAGAACAACUUGAAAUUUACUUCAUUUCCCAAGGUGUUUUUGUCCCCCUGAGCACUUUAUUUUGGGUGUUCAGAGGUGUUAUCAUCAACCUUGCACAGAAAAGUCCAAGA
Molecule: messenger RNA, 1394 nt
Organism: Sorex fumeus (smoky shrew)
Lineage: Eukaryota; Metazoa; Chordata; Mammalia; Eulipotyphla; Soricidae
Gene: LRRC55
Product: leucine rich repeat containing 55
Exons: 2
Coding region: 102-1058 (318 amino acids)
Cellular component (GO): voltage-gated potassium channel complex
Molecular function (GO): voltage-gated potassium channel activity; potassium channel activator activity; transmembrane transporter binding
Source: RefSeq, a predicted model, not a curated record